Lachnellula hyalina is the source of this 966-nucleotide messenger RNA. RefSeq lists its product as uncharacterized. The coding region runs from base 1 to 966 and encodes 321 amino acids. The transcript has a single exon. Lineage: Eukaryota; Fungi; Ascomycota; Leotiomycetes; Helotiales; Lachnaceae. The record is from RefSeq and is a predicted model, not a curated record.
AUGGAUUCAACAGAUGAAGUUUCGGAGAUUAGCAGUAAUAGGUUCACAAUCUUCCCAAGAUUGCCUGCUGAACUUCGUGCAAAAGUCUGGCAGGCAGCCAUUACACCCCGAGUCAUCAGAUGCCAACGGACGAAUGACGAGAACCUGUUCACUGCUCCACCGAAAUCAGUUACCCUGUUCGAGGUCAGCCGGGAAUCACGAAAUAUAGCUUUUCUCUAUGGCGGGUUUAUUUUACUUAGCACGACUCCUUGCUAUAUUUACUUUAGUCCGAAGAUUGACUACCUUCUAUUCGACGUUGGGUGGAAGUCAUUAGCAGAUCCUCCUCAGUACCCUCGGCUCAAUGCCGCUCUAGCAGCUCCAGCAACGCCACCAAAAGUUCCCCAGGACUUCAUCGUGUCGCUUGAAGCGAUUGAUCCAGCUCUCAAAAUGCUCAGGAAUAUUAUGGUGCAUCCCAAUUGGAACGAUCAACGGAUGAUGCCAACUGUUCCACUUGCUCGAUUGCCGUAUUUAGAAAGGGUUCUGGUGGCGAGCGAUGAAAAGUCCAUUGGGUUGCGGAGCGAGGUCAUGUUCUCGACUGUGCAUGAUAUCAAGAUGUACUAUGGUAUAACCAGGAAGACAGCACCCGAGGUUACCACUCCCAGAAUUGCCGUUGGGUGUCUCGGUUGGACCGGGAAAGAUCGAUGGACCAUGCAUCAUGGGAGACAUGAUAAUCGACAACUCGUAGCUGUCUUCCAAGAUUACGCAGCGAUGAAGGAGCACCAAAGAUUGCUACAGGAGGAAGAGAAGAGGUUUACCGAAGAACGAUUCGGCCCCCGAACACCUAGCUUCAUGGUGAAGCUACGACAGGCGCGAGAAGCCCAUAGCACUGAACCGAAACCCAUCUCAAUAUUGCCGGAUAUUAAGAGUCUUCAAAAACCACCAACUUAUGAGGAGGCUACUUCUGCAGACACACCUUUGAAAGAAUGA